Molecule: messenger RNA, 1467 nt
Organism: Miscanthus lutarioriparius
Lineage: Eukaryota; Viridiplantae; Streptophyta; Magnoliopsida; Poales; Poaceae
Source: the annotation of a GenBank genome assembly
AUGAAGGGCCUCUUCAAGUCCAAGCCGCGGACGCCUGUCGACAUCGUGCGGCAGACGCGCGAGGGCCUCGUCCAGCUCGACCUCCACUCGGGCUCCCGGAGCGGCGACGCCAAGCGCGAGGAGAAGAUGGCAGAGCUAAGCAAAAAUAUCAGGGACAUGAAGUCUAUCCUUUACGGCAAUGGUGAAUCAGAGCCUGUAACUGAAGCAUGUGUUCAACUGACCCAAGAAUUCUUCAGGGAGAACACUUUACGGCUAUUAAUCAUACAUCUUCCAAAACUAAAUUUGGAGACUAGGAAAGAUGCUUCUCAAGUUGUUGCAAACUUGCAAAGACAGCAAGUAUCCUCAAAGAUAGUUGCGUCUGAGUACCUAGAGUCAAAUAAAGAUCUCUUGGACAUUUUAAUUUUAGGGUAUGAGAAUAUGGACAUUGCUUUACAUUAUGGUGCUAUGUUGAGGGAAUGUAUUCGCCACCAAAGCAUUGCAAGGUAUGUUUUAGAGUCUGAACACAUGAAAAAGUUCUUCGACUAUAUACAGCUUCCAAAUUUUGACAUAGCUUCUGAUGCUUCUGCUACCUUUAAGGAACUAUUGACAAGGCAUAAAGCAACCGUGGCUGAAUUUCUCUCCAACAAUUAUGAUUGGUUCUUUGAAGAAUUCGACUCUAGGUUGCUGUCAUCAACCAACUACAUAACAAAAAGGCAAGCUAUCAAGUUGUUGGGAGAUAUGCUGCUGGAUAGAUCAAAUGCUGCAGUCAUGAUGCGCUAUGUUAGUUCCAAAGACAAUCUCAUGAUUCUUAUGAAUCUCUUGAGGGAUUCGAGUAAAAAUAUUCAAAUUGAGGCAUUUCACGUGUUCAAGCUGUUUGCUGCGAAUAAAAACAAACCGCCUGAGGUCGUGAACAUAUUGGUCACCAAUAGAAGCAAGCUACUUCGGUUUUUUGCUGGAUUCAAGAUUGACAAAGAGGAUGAACAGUUUGAAGCAGACAAGGAGCAGGGUUUUGUCAAGAUCAACUGUGAUGUAGCUUUCUUCCCGGAGCAGCUGGUUGGUGGAUGGGGCUAUGUUAUAAGAUGGGACGAUGGCGAUGUAAUCGGCUCUGGUUAUGGACGGCCAGGGAAAGUGCUUGAAGCGUCCCAUGAUGAGAUUGUUGCUUGCCUUCAGGCAGCACAGAGAGCUAUUGAUUUGGGGGUUCAGAAGUUAAUUCUGGAAUCUGAUGCUAUGACGGUAAUCCAAGCUGUCAAUUCGUCGGUUUUCGAUCGAAGCUCGGCAAGUGACCUGCUGUGGGAAUUGAAAGAAUGUUUGAGUAGCAAUUUCACUAGCUGUCAUGUAGCUUGUAUCCCUCGUUCUUGUAAUCUUGUUUCUCAUAGUUUAGCUGCUCUUGGGGCAAGUUUAAGUCCGGGUACUAAUCCGAUCAAGGAUUGUAUUCCAAAUUGUAUUGAUGUUCUGGUGGCCAAUGAUUUGGCAUCAGGUCAUAAGUAA